Messenger RNA from Fusarium vanettenii 77-13-4, 1428 nucleotides. RefSeq lists its product as uncharacterized. Lineage: Eukaryota; Fungi; Ascomycota; Sordariomycetes; Hypocreales; Nectriaceae. The record is from RefSeq and is a predicted model, not a curated record. Gene Ontology annotation, molecular function: transaminase activity; pyridoxal phosphate binding. The transcript is spliced from 7 exons. Gene Ontology annotation, biological process: amino acid metabolic process; biosynthetic process. The coding region runs from base 1 to 1428 and encodes 475 amino acids.
AUGUCAACCUCACCCACCACAAUUGGAGCCGAUUCAACAGAUCGUGUUGAAGAAGCGAUAGAGAAGCAUCGCCUGUCCAAGAGAGGAGCCUUCAACUAUACUUAUCGAGAUGUCUGGGGCCCACGUGAAGAUGCUAUGGCUAAUCCGUGGUCACCGAAUAACCCAGAUGGCCUGCCAAGCAUUCUUCUCCGCUUAGCUGAGAAUAAUCUGCUACAUGGAGAGGUGGCCGAUUUUAUCACAAAGCAGUUGUCUGUUCUACCCUCGAAUCAUCUCACCUACAGCACUGGGCCCCGGGGCUCGCGGCGCCUCCGAAAGGCUGUGGCCGAAUUUCUCACAGAUGAGUUUCACUCUCGAGAACCCAUCACACUCGACGACAUCUUCAUCACACCAGGAUUGACCAGCGCAAUCGAUGCCAUAACAUGGUCAAUCUGUGACGAGGGAGAUGGGAUUCUCAUCCCAAGGCCCUUCUACAAUGGCUUCAACAUUGACAUUCUGCAUCGUAGUAGUGCACGUGUAGUGGGCGUCACUUACCAUGAUCUUGACGGCUACACUGGCCUUGACGAUGUCUUUCGCCCAGACAUGAAUCGCAAAGCACUCCAAUCUGCCUUUGAGAAGGCAACGCAAGAAGGAACCAAGAUUCGUGCCUUGAUGAUAUCGAAUCCACAUAACCCAUUGGGAAGAUGCUACCCUCCCGAGACACUCGAGGAGUUUACGUCAUUUUGCUCAAAACACAAUCUGCACUUGAUAUCGGACGAGAUCUAUGCCAAGUCGGUGUUUGAUAACCCAGCCAUGACAACCCCAACGCCAUUUGUUUCCACACUUGCCCUCGACAUGCGCAAGAUCAUAGAUCCUACACAAUUAAAUGUUUUGUAUGGCGCAAGUAAAGACUUUUGUGCCAAUGGUCUAAGAUUAGGAUGUAUUUAUUCUAAGAACAAGGGGCUUUUAGGUGCGAUAUCAAGCAUUAGCCCAUUCUCUUGGUCACCUCAUAUUCUUCAAGAUGUUUGGGCGGCCAUGCUCGAAGACAGGGCAUGGACACGGCACAUGAUGCAGAGAAAGACGAGGCUCACGGCGGCCGACUAUCGAACAAUUACCUCGUUUCUGAAGCAGAAUAAUAUCGGUUUCUAUCCCAUGAACGCUGGUUUGUUCCUCUGGGUCGACCUUCGUCACCUUUUUCACUCAUGCUCGCCCGUUCAAGAUUCAGCUUUUGUACAAUCUCGCAGUGUACACACCAAAGCCAUCAAAGACAAGCUUAUGGAACUCUGCGGUCAAACCGGAGUGAUGAUCGCCCCAGGUAGCUUGUACGAGACGGAAGAGCUUGGCUGGUUCCGGAUCACCUUUACUGUAGGCCAGGAAGCCUUGAAGGAGGGCCUGGCUCGGAUUUUAAAGGCUCUCCAAGACUUUAAAGCAUGCAAGACGGUUGCAGGUUGA